Musa acuminata subsp. malaccensis (wild Malaysian banana) is the source of this 1887-nucleotide messenger RNA. Its product is annotated as beta-xylosidase/alpha-L-arabinofuranosidase 2-like. Gene Ontology annotation, cellular component: plant-type cell wall. Gene Ontology annotation, biological process: xylan catabolic process; arabinan catabolic process. Gene Ontology annotation, molecular function: xylan 1,4-beta-xylosidase activity; alpha-L-arabinofuranosidase activity. Lineage: Eukaryota; Viridiplantae; Streptophyta; Magnoliopsida; Zingiberales; Musaceae. The record is from RefSeq and is a predicted model, not a curated record.
ACUGAAGCGAGGGCGAUGCACAACGUGGGUCACGCAGGACUCACCUUCUGGAGUCCAAACAUCAACGUUUUCCGCGACCCACGGUGGGGGAGAGGACAGGAGACGCCUGGCGAGGAUCCUUUGCUUGGAGGCAAGUACGCUGUUGGAUUUGUGCAGGGCCUGCAAGACAAUGUUGAUGAUCCUGUGAAGCUCAAGGUCGCCGCUUGCUGCAAGCAUUACACUGCUUACGAUAUCGACAACUGGAAAGGAGUUCAGCGUUACACCUUCAAUGCUGUGGUUACAGAGCAGGACAUGGCAGACACAUUCCAACCACCGUUCAAGAGCUGUGUGUCGAAUGGAGUGGCCUGUGCCAUGUGCUCCUACAACCAGGUGAAUGGAGUUCCCUCUUGUGCUGACGGAGGCCUCCUCGCGGGAGUCAUCAGAGGAGACUGGAAACUCAAUGGUUACAUUGUUUCUGAUUGCGAUUCAGUGUCUGUGAUCUACAAUAAUCAGAAGUACACUAAAACACCUGAGGACGCUGCAGCUAUAACCAUUAAAGCCGGGCUUGACCUCGACUGCGGAUCUUUCUUGCCAAGCCACACGUUGGCGGCCGUCCAGGGCGGCAAGGUGACGGAGGCCCAAGUGGACAACGCAAUAACCAACAGCUUCGUGGUCUUGAUGCGUCUCGGCUUCUUCGAUGGAGAUCCUAGGAAUCUCGCCCCCUACGGCAAACUCGGCCCGCAGGACGUGUGCACGCCGGAGAACCAGGAGCUCGCUCGUGACGCAGCUCGUCAAGGCAUUGUUCUCCUCAAGAACUUCGAUGAUGCUCUUCCCCUCAAAGCCUCUGCCAUCAAGUCAGUGGCUGUCAUCGGCCCAAACGCUAAUGCCACCAGGACCAUGAUCGGAAAUUACGAAGGUGUCCCAUGCAAUUACACGAGCCCUCUCCAGGGGCUAUCAGCUGUCGUCACCACUAUAUACGAGCCAGGCUGCGCCACCAUCCAUUGUAGCCCGGAUGACCUCCACCUGGAUGGGGCCAAGAUCGCAGCAGCGCGGGCAGACGCCACAGUCAUCGUCGUCGGCGGUGACUUGUCUGUGGAGGCAGAGGGCUUGGACCGGGAGAGCCUGCUAUACCCAGGCGAACAGGGGACGCUCAUUACCGAGGUAGCGAAGGUGGCCAAGGGGCCGGUGAUCCUCGUGAUCAUGUCGGGAGGUCCUUUCCAGAUCAAACAAGACAAAGUUAACGUGAACAUCUCAAGCAUCCUCUGGGCGGGUUACCCUGGUGAGGCGGGCGGUGCUGCCCUAGCUGAUAUCAUCUUUGGACGGUACAACCCGAGUGGUAGGACACCUUUUACUUGGUACGAUCAAGAAUACGUCGAACAAGUUCCGAUGACGGAUAUGCGCAUGAGGCCAGAUCCAGCUUCCAAUUACCCCGGCCGCACGUACCGUUUCUACACCGGCAACCCCACUUACGCGUUCGGCUACGGGCUGAGCUACACACGGUACGAUCACAACCUAGUCCAAGCUCCCGAGAAGUUGUCAAUCACCCUCGAAGAAGGGCAUCCAUGCUACUCCGAGGGAUGCAACUCCCUGGACCUCGCCGGGAGUGCUCACUGCUCGGGCUUGCAGUUUGAUGUCCACUUAAAGGUGCAGAACUCCGGUGGCAUGGCUGGGAGCCACACUGUGCUCCUGUUCAACACCCCUCCUGCCGUUCAUAAUGCGCCGAGGAAGCAGUUGGUGGGGUUCGAGAAGGUGUUCUUGGAGCCCAACGAGUCGAAGAAUGUGGCGUUCCAAGUUGAUGCUUGUAGGGAUUUGAGUGUGGCGGAUGAGUCUGGGAAUUGGAAGGUGCCGUUGGGAUCUCAUGUCCUUCAUGUUGGUGACGUGACGCACACGUUGACUUUGAGCAUUUAG